UGCUCAAACCACCUCUCCCAGUUCAUUCAUUCAGGCCAAUUCAAAGGCAUUAGGCUUCCGUUGCAGAAUUGUAUGUUACUGCGCGUCGUGUGAGGAGGGCAACGCUCUUCAGUAGUCGUGAUAUUUAGCGUAACGCGUUCGAAUUCGUCCUUUUUGUUGCCUCAUCUUUUUAUGCCUGAUCUAUUCGGAUAUAGGGUGGGUGGUGUCAUAGUACAAUGAUCGAGAGACCUGACUCUACUGUUUCCAGCAUUGCACAGAGGAAUCUGGAGGGGUAUGUCGGUUUUGCCAACCUCCCCAACCAGGUGUACAGGAAGUCGGUGAAGAGGGGCUUCGAGUUUACGCUGAUGGUCGUUGGUGAGUCUGGAUUGGGCAAAUCCACACUCAUCAACUCCCUCUUCCUGACUGACCUGUACUCAAAAGACUACCCAGGCCCAUCCCAGAGGAUCAAGAAAACUGUACAGGUGGAACAGUCCAAAGUCCUAAUAAAAGAAGGAGGUGUCCAGCUUACACUUACCAUAGUUGAUACACCAGGGUUUGGAGAUGCAGUGGACAACAGUAACUGCUGGCAGCCGGUUAUCAACUAUAUAGACAGCAAAUUUGAGGAUUUCCUCAAUGCCGAGUCUCGGGUCAACCGAAGACUGAUGCCAGACAACAGGGUUCACUGCUGCCUGUAUUUCAUUGCCCCCUCUGGCCACGGAUUGAAGCCUUUGGAUAUUGAGUUCAUGAAACGCCUCCAUGACAAAGUCAACGUCAUCCCACUCAUCGCAAAGGCUGACACCCUCACUCCUGAAGAAUGCCAACUUUUCAAGAAACAGAUCAUGAAGGAAAUCCAGGAGCAUAAGAUAAAGAUUUACGAGUUUCCAGACACGGAGGAUGAUGAGGACAGCAAACUCAUCCGCAAGAUAAAGGAGAAGAUGCCUCUGGCGGUCGUUGGCAGCAACGUGGUGAUCGAAGUGAAUGGAAGGAAGGUCAGAGGUCGUCAGUACCCCUGGGGCGUGGCAGAAGUGGAGAACGGAGAGCACUGUGAUUUCACCGUGCUGCGUAACAUGCUCAUCAGGACUCACAUGCAAGACCUGAAGGACGUAACCAACAACGUUCACUAUGAAAACUACCGCAGCAAGAAACUGGCCGCUGUUACCUGCAAUGGUGUAGAUGCCAGCAAGACCAAGGGCCAACUGACCAAGAGCCCCCUGGCCCAGAUGGAGGAAGAGCGGAGGGAGCAUGUGAUGAAGAUGAAGAAGAUGGAGACAGAGAUGGAGCAGGUCUUUGAGAUGAAGGUCAAAGAGAAGAAACAGAAACUGAAGGACUCCGAGGCAGAGCUGGAGCGGCGUCAUGAACAGAUGAAAAAGAAUUUGGAGGCCCAGUAUAAAGAGUUGGAAGAGAAACGGCGCCAGUUUGAGGAGGAGAAGGCUAACUGGGAGGCCCAGCAGCGUAUUCUGGAGCAACAGAAGCUCGACGCCUCAAAGACCAUGGAAAAGAACAAGAAGAAAGGAAAAAUCUUUUAAGCGGCCAACUUUUUUCCUCGGUUUUACUCCAAAAACUCCUUUUAACGCCCCUGUUGACGCCCCUAUGAUUCCACUUUAAACACGCACACACACACACACACACACACAUACAUAUAUACACACAUGCGCACACACACACACACCCCUUUGGAGCUCAGCAGCAGUGUGCAUGUGUACUGUAUUUCGAACGUUACAUUCCGACAUUCCAAAUAAACAUGCUUUACUUGUGCAUAUUA
This is a messenger RNA of Chanos chanos (milkfish), 1741 nucleotides long. RefSeq names its product septin-7-like. Gene Ontology annotation, molecular function: GTP binding. The record is from RefSeq and is a predicted model, not a curated record. The coding region runs from base 216 to 1505 and encodes 429 amino acids. The transcript has 13 exons. Lineage: Eukaryota; Metazoa; Chordata; Actinopteri; Gonorynchiformes; Chanidae. Gene Ontology annotation, cellular component: septin complex.